This is a messenger RNA of Catharus ustulatus (Swainson's thrush), 11203 nucleotides long. It is a transcript of the gene SORCS2, whose product is annotated as sortilin related VPS10 domain containing receptor 2. Bases 87 to 3197 code for a protein of 1036 amino acids. Lineage: Eukaryota; Metazoa; Chordata; Aves; Passeriformes; Turdidae. Gene Ontology annotation, molecular function: protein binding. The record is from RefSeq and is a predicted model, not a curated record. Gene Ontology annotation, cellular component: membrane. The transcript has 28 exons.
GAGCAUCCUUGGCGGCCGGCCGGGAGCAGGUCUCCCUCAUCAGCACCUCCUUCGUACUGAAAGGGGACGCGUCUCACAACCAGGCGAUGGUGCACUGGACGGGCGAGAACAGCAGCGUGAUCCUGAUCCUUACCAAGUAUUAUCAUACCGAUAUGGGGAAAGUUUUGGAGAGCUCUUUGUGGAGGUCUUCAGAUUUUGGGACAUUAUACACAAAAUUGAAUCUACAGCCUGGGAUUGCCACUGUUAUUGACAAUUUCUACAUUUGUUCCACCAACAAAAAGAAGAUAAUUCUUGUAAGUUCUUCCCAUAAUGACCGUGACCAAAGCCUUUUCAUAAGCACAGAUGAAGGAGCCACUUUCCAGAAACAGCCCAUUGCUUUCUUUGUGGAAACUCUCCUUUUUCACCCAAAAGAAGAAGAUAAAGUACUUGCUUAUACCAAGGAAGGCAAGAUUUAUGUAUCUAUUGACUUGGGGAAAAAAUGGAACCUUCUGCAGGAACGAGUUUCUAAAGAUCAUUUUUUUUGGGCUGUUGCUGGAGUUGAUGGGGACCUUGAUUUAGUUCAUAUGGAAAUCCAGGACCCCAGUGGAGGUUAUCGCUACAUCACUUGCCAGAUUCAAAAUUGUUCUGAUAAGACAAUGACAGUCCCAUUUGCUGGCAGCACUGAUCGGGAUUCCCUGACUGUGCAGGAUGACUACAUAUUUCUUCAGACAACAUCAGCAAAUCGGACCAAGUAUUACGUGUCUUACCGGCGGAAUGGCUUUGUACAGAUGAAGUUGCCAAAAUAUGCAUUGCCAAAAGAUUUACAGAUAAUCAGUACAGAUGAAAACCAGGUGUUUGUGGCUGUACAAGAGUGGUACCAGACAGACACAUACAACCUGUACCAGUCUGACCCACAAGGUGUUUAUUACUCCAUCCUGCUGGAGAAUGUUCGGAGCACGAAGCAGCCAGAAGAGAAUGUCCUGAUAGAUAUUCUGGAGGUCAGAGGUGUAAAAGGAGUCUUUUUGGCCAACCAGAAAAUUGAUGGGAAAGUUACCACCCUGAUAACCUACAACAAAGGCCGUGACUGGGAUUUCCUAACCCCUCCAGACAUUGAUAUGAAUGGCAAACCGACCAACUGCAAACCUCCUGAUUGUUACCUUCACCUCCAUCUCCGGUGGGCAGACAAUCCGUAUGUGUCGGGCACAGUGCACACCAAGGACACUGCACCAGGGCUCAUAAUGGGGGCAGGUAACCUGGGGUCCCAGCUGGUUGAGUAUAAAGAAGAGAUGUACAUAACAUCUGACUGUGGGAACACGUGGCGUCAGGUCUUUGAAGAAGAGCACCACAUCUUGUACUUGGACCAUGGUGGAGUUAUUGUGGCUAUCAAAGACACUUCUAUCCCUCUGAAAAUACUCAAGUUCAGCAUAGAUGAAGGCCAGACCUGGAGCACUCAUAAUUUUACCAGCACUUCUGUCUUUGUAGAUGGACUGCUUAGUGAACCUGGAGAUGAGACACUGGUCAUGACGGUCUUUGGACAUAUCAGCUAUCGCUCAGACUGGGAACUGGUGAAGGUGGACUUCAGACCAUCCUUCCCCAGGGAGUGCACAGAUGAAGACUAUGAGUCCUGGGAGCUCACAAAUCUGCAGGGUGAUCGUUGCAUCAUGGGCCAGCAGAGAAGCUUUCGGAAGAGGAAGAUUUCAUCGUGGUGCAUUAAAGGGAAAAGUUUCACAUCUGCUCUCAAAUCCAAAGUUUGUGAAUGUGUGAACACUGAUUUCUUAUGUGAUUAUGGGUUUGAGCGCUCUGUGCCUCUGAAGUCGGAGUCGAGCAAAUGCUUUGCUGACUUUUGGUUUAACCCAGAAGCACCUCCUGAAGACUGUGUGUUGGGACAGGCAUACACCAGCAGCACUGGGUACAGGAAAGUUGUUUCUAAUGUGUGUGAAGGUGGAGUAGACCUGCAGCAGAACUUAGCACACCAUAUGUGUCCACUGACUGCUCCCAAGGGACUUCAGAUCAGCAUCAGAGGAGAAAGCCUGGCUGUUAGACCUGGGGAAGACAUCACCUUCAUUGUCCAACAAGAGCAGGGUGAUGUGCUGAGUACCAAGUACCAGGUAGACCUUGGAGAUGGCUUUAAGGCGAUCUAUGUGAACCUGACGAUGACAGGGGAGCCCAUCCGUCACCGCUACGAGAAUCCUGGCGUGUACCGCGUGUCCGUGAGGGCCGAGAACGUGGCUGGGCAUGACGAGGCUGUGGUGUUCGUCCAAGUCAACUCUCCACUCCAGGCUUUAAAUUUAGAAGUGGUUCCAGUCAUUGGGAGAAACCAGGAGGUGAACCUGACAGCCAUCAUACUGCCUAAGAACCCUAAUUUGACAGUUUUCUACUGGUGGAUAGGAAACAAUCUUCAGCCACUGCUUACAUUGGAGAGUUUUCUGGUGACAACGUUUGCUGAGACAGGUGAUGUCCGAGUUACAGUACAAGUUUCCUGUGGGAGCUCUAUGCUUCAGGACUCAAAAGUUGUCCAUGUUUUUGAUCACUUUCAUGUUCUUCCUCUGAAGUUCACUAAGCACCUGGACAUGUACAACCCCGACAUACCGGAGUGGAGGGAAGACAUCGGGCGGGUCGUGACGCGACUUCUUGCAAAGGAGACCAGUAUACCUGAAGAAACACUCAUGACUGUUGUAAAACCUGGUCUGCCCACAGCUGCUGACUUGCAUGUUCUACUACCAGCAAACCAACCAAAAAAGAAGAGAAGCAUAACUAGUGAUAAGAGAAUAGCAGCUAUAAAGCAGGCCCUGAAUGCACACAACAUCAGUUUCUUUCUGAGGGGAGGAUACUGGGUCUUAGUGACUUUAGCUGACUCCGGUUCAGACUCUCAGAGAAUUGGAGGAGGCAGUGGCUACUGGGCUAUUGUGGUUCUCUUUGUUAUUUGUCUAGUUGCAGUCGGGGCUUUCAUCCUCUACAAGUUCAAAAGGAAACUGCCAGGCAGAAAUGUCUACGCCCAGAUGCACAAUGAAAAAGAGCAGGAGAUGACAAGCCCUGUUAAUCACAGUGAGGACACCCAGAACAUCAUCCAGGGUGAGGAGUUUAUUGAUGAUGAUCUGGACUCUCAAACACUAGUGACUCCUUCUGGGAGAAGUGGCAACUUGAACAGCUACAGAGUUCCCUUAUUGCUGAUGCCGGUCAGUGUCCAGUCCCAGGCAAUCACUCAGGCGUGGUUUUGAGCAUCAACUCCAGAGAGAUGCACAGUUACCUGGUUAGCUGAUAUUUGCAGCUGAACACAAAAACCGAAAGACUCUUCCCUGUUUCAUUUUUCCCUGGUGUGUCCCAAAAUUGCAAAUAUGACUGUAAAUGCUGAUGGAGAGAAGGUUUCUUAUCAGUCCUGUGGAAAAAAGCAUCCACCAUCAGUUACUAAGGGUGAAGGAUAACAUGUCUUGUGUUCACUCUAUGGCCUGGGAACUCAUUAUGAUUGAAACUCCAACUGUAGUAGCAAAUCUGUAGCCCUAGACACCUUCAAUGCCACCUUGUUUCUUUUCUGUAUGUUUAUUUUUAGAAUGAUUGACUGUAACUUUUUAAUUAUAUUUUUAAUUGAGGAUUUCAGUGGAAGGCUGGGAGUCUUCUGCCCAAAAAGGUGAUUUUUACACAAGUGACUAGACCAGAAGAGAUGGUUGGUUGAUCACAAUGACAAUUUUUUAGGAGGCCAAGUUUUUCUGUACUGGAAAAGGACUGAGCGAGAGACAAAUGCACUCCUAGUUGAGACAAGCUCUUAACUUAAGCAUGUGUGAGACAAUCUAACAAAUUUAGGCUUAGGCCCUUCUGAGAAUUAAAAGAAGUAAAAUGUUAAUUAGGAUACUUGUACUAUACAAUAAUGCUCUUGUAAGUGUAGCAAGUCCUGACAAAUUAUCAGCACCAGUAUCUCCCCCAAUCCCACCACAUGUGAAAGAAAAACACCAGCUUGAUGCUAUUUCCAGACCAGGUGCCUUCACUUGCAGACAGUCAUUGUAGUUGCUCUUUUUUUUCUCCUGAGCGAGCCCCUCUAGGAUGAUGGCAGCUGCCAGAUGAGUUAUCCUGUUAAACCCUAGGCUGGUGACCUGUCUCUUUUUAAAUUUUCAGAGAGUGUAAAUACCUCUUUUAUGCAGCUUUCUUUGUAUGGUUAUUUUUUUAAAACUUCCAAUGACAGCAGCUGUGCUGGCUGGGUCAGAGUUCUGCUCUGGGAAGGGCUGGGUAGCUCUGCCAUCUCCUUCCCACAGCAUCCCUGUUUGGGAUUUCCUCUGGCGUUCGCCCUUGCUGGUGGGAGUGGGCAAACCCCAGCCUGACCUUUUCUGCUUGGGUUGGUUUGACAAUCCAAAGGGUCAUGGGGAUGAUGGGAAGGGAUUUAGGGCUUCCUGUUUGCUUCCCAUCACCAUAGGGUGUCUCUCAGCCCUACCACCACUGGCCCCUUUUUCUGCAGGGAGGGCAGGGGAAGGGCUUCUGGAGGAGCUGCCUGCAGGAAGGCUUGUGAGUCAGGUCCUUGUUUCCUAAUCCCAGUUUUGUCAGUUGGGUCAGAGUUUCCUAAUCUCAACCUCUGCAUCCCUAGGGAAUGGCAAUGCAGUGAGUCCACACUCCUCUUGUUUUUUUCUCUGUGGUUUAUUUUAGCCAUGUAAGAAAACAAGUGGUGUGGUGAGUUUAAAUGCCUGGCAUCCUGUGUGUCACAGCUGCCUGGGAUUAGGAUGCUUCUCUCAGAAACCUAUAUAAUCUCUUCACUUUUUGCCUUUGAUAGAGAAUAAAUAGCUCUGUACUCACUGAAUGUCAUACUGACGCUAGUGACAAGCUCACACUCCACCUUGUUUAAGAAGGAUACAGAUAGAGCAUGGUCCAGAAUAUGCAAACAGAAAAUAGGGAAUGCUAGUGAAAUAGAAAAGAACUGUCUUAAAAUCAGUGUAUGCACUGGACUCAUUCUUCCAUGUAGCUGUGAAUAUAGAGCAUAUUAUCAUCAAAUGCAGCAGAUUGGGAUGUAGUAAUUCAGUGUAGUACUGUAGGCUCUCAUGAACCCCAUAGGAUGUAUGUGUAAAGCACAAGAAAAUCUAGAUUAUAAAUUUACUGUAAGGAACUAGGGAACUAGGUGAAAUAGUUAGAGUGAAGAUUCUGAAAAGCACUUGCAAACUGCUCAGGAAAAGAUUUACAAAAAUUGUUCUAAAAUUUCUGCCUAUUUAGUUGUAUAGUGCCAUGUAAACUUAGCAGAGAAGCAAUGCCCUGGCUGACUGUUGUAUGCCAGACUGUGGAAAUCCAAGGUCUAAAAUGUAUCUGAGUCUGGGUUUCUUGAAGAGAAGUGCAUGUACAAAACAUGCUGUGAAUUGGAAACUCUUGGGAUCAUUGCACCAGGGGCUUUCCCUCCUCACCAGCUCUUCUUGCUUUUUCUAGUGGAAAUGAGCUGGAGCAGUGAAUAAAAUAACAUUGCAAAGAUCUUACUUGUUCCUGUGAAAUAAAUCUGAAAUAAAUUGUUGGUAUAGGGCAGGUGAGUGGCAAACCAGUUUCAUGAACAAGGAAUGGGAUGGAAGCUCCAGCUUGGGGUUGUUCUCACAUGGUUAGUCUGAUUGGCAAAGGUCACACAUAUAAUUUAUGCUUUAACAUCUACUUUAAUACAGUUAAUUCAGGGUGAUUUGUGUCUCUGAUCACAGGAGUCUUUUGGAACACGGUAGAAUAUUUAACUGCUUCGUACUCUAAUUAACACAGCACAAUGUAGUGCCUGUAAUAAUUUUUUCUGAUGCUUAUUAAUUUGAUUCAUGCAGCACUCCUGUGAGGUUGGUUUGUCAUGUCUUAAAAACACUGUUUUCUAAAGAUGUGUUGGUAUUGCCAUAACUGUAUUACUAAUACCCAGCAGAUAAUAAAGGAAGCCUUUGAUCUCUCACAAGAAUAAUUUUAAAAUUAAUUAUUUUAAAAUUGAGAAAGUAGUAUUACCAUUUUCUCAUUCAUGGUGUCUUGGUUUAUCUGAAAAUGAAAAGACUCACUAGUGCUAGUUCUCAGAUCUCUUGCACUACAUCCAUGAUAUCUUCACUUUUUAUCCUUUAUAUGCAUCUAAAAUCCUGAUACAGGAGUAUACAGAAACACAGAGUUGCUUCUAUGCACAAGUGCUAGUCACAUGUGUGCAUGCACACAUGCAGUAUUUGUACAUAUUUUAGUGAAGUUUUUUAGUGGGAAAGGGUGAUGUGGUGGCUAAGAAACAGAAGAUGACUGUCAGAUACCUGGAUUCUGUACCCAGACUUUGAGCAAGUUACUUCCGUUGUAUGUGCUCCAGUUUCCCCACUUAUAAAAUGGGCCUGAUAGUAAUUACCUACCUCACAGGGGUGUUGUGAGGCUAAAUUAAUUACUGUUUGUUCAGGAUCAUCAGAGCAAGAGAAUUUUGUGAGCCUAAAUUAAUUUAUGUUUAACUCUCUUUGUUUUACUUGUAAUUAUCAUUGUUCUUUAAAGUUCUCUACUGAAACCAACUCCAAUUGUGUAUAAAUGUAAAAAAUGUAUAAUCCAAAAAAAGGUGCAUCACUGGUAAAAAAGAAAAGAAGAAGGUACUUUUAUUGAAACACUGCUAUUGCAACAUACUUUGAUGUGGUAGCACUGUAACAUUGGCUGUGAUUUUGCUGUUACACACUAGAAUUGUCAACUCACUUCUCUUCUUUGUUAUUUGAUCGAAAACGUUACAGAAAUGGGUACAGUGAUAUUUGUCAGCAAUGAUAUUGAACUAUACAGAAUCAAAAAAACUGGCAGUGUACUGGCCUCAUUGGCCUCUUUUGGCCUUCUUAAAAUCUGAAAUAUUUGCAAUUUCAAAAACACUCUGUACUUUUCAGAGUGCUCCAAGCAGUAUGAUCUGAAGCAUUCUAACAGAGCCAUCAAGAUUUACAGCUGUUUUCUUUGCUUUCUCUUUUGACAUUGAAUGUUUUAUAUGGCUUUGGAACAGCCCAUCCAUAUAAAGUACUCAGAAAUGCUCAGAGGACAAUUAGGGAAAAUGCACACAGUGUUGAUUAAUUUUUCAAUUAUAUAAGCAAUAUAAACCAGUGUAUAUUUUUAUACUCUGUUGGAAAGGGUGGUGGAAAUGCCUGUGAAGAAAUAGAAGGUACCAGCCUGAAGUGAGAUGUUGUUUUCCACAGUUCACAUCCAAUUUCUUGGAACUUUUUUUAUGAUAUUCUCAUUGAAUAAUAUCCUUCUUGAUGAAUUCUCUUCUUUCAAUGACUGGUGUAAUGAGGAGUAAGCUCUUUAUUCAUAUAAGGUAGAUGAUUUGCUAACUAACUGUCCUGUAAACAAAAACAAAUCAGUGCUUUGCCAUUAGUAGUUCCUAGUGCAAAGCAAGUUUCAUCUGACAUGAUUAUCAUGGUUAGCCAUGUUUUCAGUCCAUUGAGACCUUCUUUUAGUGGGAAGACUCUACUAUUGUAUGCUGUAUCUUUAAUAGAGUCAAUAUAAUGGAACUGCAGUAAUUUCCAUCCUCCUUACGCAAAUACAUGCUCAAAGAAAAGUAUGGGGGAAAAAAAUCUUUAUUAAGAAAUUAAAUACAUGCAUUCAGUUGUUGUAGCUUUUUGAUGAUGAACCAGAGGUUCUGAUAAAUUUUGAAUUUCUAGUGUUAUUUCAAAUCAAUGUUCCUAAAUAGAUAGAAUCGAUGACAAUUUCAGUCAUUGACUUUUCCUGUGUUUCCUAUUAAAAAAGUUUUGUAAUUUUUUAUUAAUGAGGCUUCGGGGGAAAAGAGAGACUAAAUGUUUUAUUUCAUUGCACAGACCUUGCCAGUUGGAGUUAUUAUAGUUGUUUUAUUGUAUAUUGAUUGAUACCACUGUAUUGUUUCCAUAUUCAUUUUUAUUUCAGUAUUUUAGAUGAAAGUAAGUGCCAAUUCCUCUAAAACAUUGGAUUUCCACCAGGACUAAAUUUAUAAGCAUUUACCUUUAUAAAUCUUGAUUUUUGAGAUGCAAAAUUUUGUUUUGUCUUUCAAGUCCAUCCAAAAAGCUGCUUCCUGGCUCAUUUUCUCUGAUUCAGUCCCAGUUGCACAUUGCUUCUACAGCUCUCUUCAAGGGACUGGCACAUAGCCAGUACUAGUCUGAGAAAACCUAAAACUUUCAUCAGUAUGGUAUUUAAUAGAUUGUAAGUAAGGUCUGCUUAGAUAAUUUUCUUAAGUUUGCACUUUCAUGUUCUGUAUUUCCUUUCAGUAUCUUGCCAUUUGCCCUCUCAGUGCCAUUUAAAUGCAUUUUUAUUCCUGUAAUGUUUUUGACUUAUUUUUAGACUGUAAUCAUCAGUGACAAAUAACUCAGACCCCUGGUUAGCUUUUGCAAUUAAUAGCCUAACCCUGCAGUCUUUGGGAAAUGCCAAGCUGUGCCCUCUCAAAUUUUUAAUGUUCUGCCCCAAGCCAGCCCUUCUACCAACAGAUCACCUCAGGAGCAUUGCCUCCAGUUGUCUGUGCAUGCUCAGACUGGAGGGAGUGCAGCCCAGUUCCCAAAUCUGGCUGGGAAUGCCAUGCAGAUAAAGUUCUUCAUUUUAAGUGUGCUGCCUAAGCAGAGAGGGUGCAUAUUACUGGGGAAAGAAGAACCUCUAAUGGCACUUCAGGCUGCUCUGGAGGCUAAAGAAUGCAUCCUCUUGGAGUAUUUUUUCAUUGAAAUCGAUACAUACAGUAAGUUAGUUUCAUGAUUUUUAAUAUGAGAUCUCAUUUCUGUAAGUCUUCAGUCCCAGCUUUUUUUUCCUCCUGUUAAAUGGAGUAGCAAAUUACUUAAACUAUGAAUUGUGGAGCCAUGUAUGACUUCCAUUCUUUUCAUCCCUUUUUUUUCCUUAUGUGAAGCUUGUCAGCAUUACUGUUUCCAGCUAGUUUAUAUGGUGGUAGCUGAGAUGAUCUUCUGUAAGAUGGUAUCUAACAUAAGAGUUACUGGAAGGCUUUGAAAUAUGACAUAGCUGUGUGAAAAAAUCCUUAUCAAAGAGCUGGUAUGAUUUGCAUUAAAUACUUUUUGUUAGUACCUCUAAUAAUACAUACUUUUAAUUGCAAACUCUUUGCCUCUCUCUCCUUCCAGAUUGAUUUUCUUUCAGAAGCAACAUUUACUGCCCCUGAAAGGAAAUGCAUUCUUUCCUUUACAGUAAUUUUGCUGAAUAUUUUUUCCUUGCAACACUUGCAUUUCACACAAACUUCAUCUAUCUUGAUCAGCCUUGAUUUCUGAGUUUCUGUAGAAUUUGCAUCUUUACAGUGAUUACUUGCAAUACAGUGGACAUAAAGCCUUGUCGAGCAGCAAAAAUACAAGUAGCAGUACCUGGCACUGUUUAAAUAAUAUGCCUUUUUUCAUGUAUUUUUUAUGGUAUAAUAAGUAUAUUAAUCACCAGGAAGGCCAGGCAUUCUGAAUACUUUCUUAGCAUGUCUUAUAUUUCUAUAUUAUUUGUUGCUAAUUUUAGCCAGCUUUUGAUACUUGUAUUUAGUUCUUACUGGCAGUGUCUGCUCCUGCAGAUCAAAGCAAAUGAAUUGGCUUAUUCACUUUUUAGUAAAAGUAUUAAUUCACACUGCUUAUUGAUUAAAAGAGUUUAAAAAGGAAAUCUCUAUGAAAUGGUGAAAGAGAUACUUUUAAUGAGGACAGCUCGUACAGGCAAGCAUCAGGCUUAUAUCCAUGUGGCUUUUGAGAUAUUUUUGUUAUGGAUUUUGAACAGAAAGGACUGUGCAGAAGAAGCAUAACCCCAAACAUCAGCAACAUGCACACAGGCAGUUUGCAAAUGGUAAAACUAGUCCAAAGGAGAAUAUUGUCAUAUACCACCUCUAUGUUUCAGGUUCACGUUAGGACCUUUAAAUGGUUAAAAUUACAGAAUAUCUUCAAAACAAGCCAAAUUCACUGGCUCCAUUUACUUGUGAAUAUAUUCUUUUCUUUGGGGUUAGUCUUUUGAGAUACUGAAGUAGCAAAGUAACUGUUCAUUAGGUCACCUGCAUUGUUUAAUGCUUCCAAAUCUUUGCCAAGUAGUUUGUGAAAUUAUAGGAAAAAAGAAGCUCAAAUUUCCAAUCUUUUGUGUUUCUUCUCCUUUCCCCCCCACCCCUUCUUCUUUCGCCCUUUUGUUCUCUUUCAUUAUUGCUGCUCUUUGUGGCUCUGCCUUGCCUGGCUUCUCCAGAUGACAGUUCUGUACAAUCCACUUUUUCUUCCUUGCUUUUUGUUCUGCUUUAUGUUUCUGUCUGUGUUUUUAUUUAGAUAUGCACCCUACUGUGUCCUGACUGAUAGCAGGAAGAAUCACAAUCUCUUCCCCAUUCCUGCCUCUCCUCCAAGCUCUGCAGUAUGAUCUCAGUCAAUGAGGUUCCCAGUGCAUUGUGUCACUGCAGUCCAUCUCUUCUGUUUCUUUCCCACUUCAGUAUUUUAAUCCUUUCAGCUUUAAUUUUGGCUCUAAUUUUCUCUAAAUCUUUCUGGAUCUCUUAUCUUUUGCUUUUCAAGAACUUCUCUCAGGUGUUCAUCCCAGAGAGCACAUGCUUCUAGUUUGAGAUGUGGAUGAGUAUUAUACUCCCUGAAAGAAUAAAACCCAGCCAUUUCCUCUCUCACCAGUGUAUAUAUUGAUUUUUCUGAUGGCCUGUAGUGAAAUUAUGUAUUUAAUUGGCAGAGUUUUUAACCAGUUAUGUGAUACCUCCCAAAUAUCUUUCUCUGCCUCUUUCUGGGUUGCAGGCUGACACAUGGUGUUCCUAUGAGUUUUGUGGAGCACAGGAAGGGCUGGAUUGCUUUGCCAGCCUUGAGCUCUGGCAGGUACAGAAUUGCAGCAAGGCUGGGUAGAGACACCUUGCCAGACCACUGGGCUGCAUUUGUAUUCCAGUAUGGGAAGUGCUGAGACCCAAGCUCAGACACAACCUUUUAGAGAAGUUGUUACAACCCAAAGCUGAAGAGUAGGUGAAGUAAAGAGAAUUCUUUGUUAAUAGAGGAUUGGGAGCAAUUUGACUUGACAGGUUUAUGGAAUGGGUCUGUAUGAAACCUCUCCUAGAGGCCAGGGGAAAUGGCUUGAAUUCAAGUUCCAUAAAAUACAGAUUUAAGCAAAGUCACCAGAUAAAUUUGGCAGAAUUAUCAUGCUGGAGGAGCUUGGAGGAUUUAAUGGGAAUAAAACCAUUGAAAAGCUCAGCAGUAUCCUGGAAGGGUACAGCCUGUCUUAAGGAGUGUAAGAGAGAUGUGGGAGGAGGGGAGUACAGGACUAAACAGGACAAGGAAAUGCAGGGAGAAAGUCAGUGUUAGCAGUGUGUGUGGUUUUACCACAUGUUGUUGAUUUUGUUUUGCUUAAGUCUUGAAGC